Closterium sp. NIES-67 is the source of this 2265-nucleotide messenger RNA. Lineage: Eukaryota; Viridiplantae; Streptophyta; Zygnematophyceae; Desmidiales; Closteriaceae. The record is from the annotation of a GenBank genome assembly.
UUACUAGGUCACAUAGCAUCCUCCUCCUCCACUUAGCCUCCCCCCAUAGUUAUCCCCGCACGAGCAGCAGAUUAUGCGGAAGGAUCGAUCACUGACUGGUGAUUCUGAUCUUCAAUGCCUCGAGGACGUUAGUUUCCUUAUCGUCUUUGUUUUAAAGCAAGUAGUUUCUCGCCAGCCGGUUUCCUUUACGGCUUCUCCCUUAUUGCUUCGUUGAUUUGACCUAAAAGCCAAAAUGGAUCCCUUAUCCGUCCUGCGCGAAUACACCAUGCGAAAUGAGCUGGACCGGGUAACCAUCGUCGGCGACGAUUGCUGUUUCGGCAAUGAGUACCGCUUCCCCCGAGCCGUCGAAACCGCUUACCGGCGUCGCGGCGGCGACCGGUACAACCUGGAGUCGCUGCUGCUGUUCGUGCAGUGCAAGGCGCUCAAACACACGGAGUACAUGCAGCGCGCUCGCGCGCAGAACAUGCAGAUCGUCACCUUCACGGACCGCAAGCUGCUGCUGGAAUAUCUCGAGGGCCAUCUGCAGACGACGGACGCCAUCGAUCUCAUCGCGCCCAUCGGCCUUCCCCCCCCCGCCCCCGCUUCCGCCGCCCCCUCCGCGCCCCUCCCCCCUUCCGGAGCCGCCACGUCAGCAGCUCCUGGCGCUUUAGGCCAAGGAGCGUCAGCAGCGGUAGAGGGUGCCACCGGGCCAGGCGGUUUGGGAGCAGCCGAAGCUGGGGAUCAGGGUCGGAAAAGGAGCAGAUGGGAUACGGACAAAAGGGCGAGUGGGGUUGGUGGGGAGGUGGGAGCAGCAGGAGCAGACGGAGGGGGAGGGGGAGGAUACGACGUGUACGGCAAGAGGCAGAGAGGAGAGGGGAACCAGGCAGGGCUGGGAACCGGACGCGGCAUGGCCUAUCACGCGGACGUUGGCGCAGGGUCGGCCGCAGCAGGAGCAACGGUAGGGGGAGUGGGGCUAGGAGGGGGGGGGAUGAGUGAGCAGGAGGAGAGGGAGGCCAUACGGGAGCUGAUCAAGAGGGAGCGGCCGGUGCGGGACCGGGAGACGGUGCUGCUGUGCCCCAGGCGCAAGGACGCCUUCGCCGCCGUGCUCGCCAUGCUCAACCGCCGCGAGCACGAGCGCAAGAAGCUCGACAUGGCGCACAGAGACGCCUCCAAGCGCGGCCACCCCUCCGCCCCGGCCUCCUCCCGGCCGUCUAGGGACGCCCGAGGGGCAGCGGGGGGCUCCAAUGCUGGCGCUGGCGGGGGAGGGGGGGGGGGCGGCAGGACGAGCGGCAGGUGUGGCGGGACUACAUGGGGACUGACGCGCUGGAGGAGCUGGGAAUCAACCCCACCCAGUCGUCCUUCGUGCAGCACGGCAGGACGGGGGGUAGUGGCGCUGCUGCUGCUGCUGGCGGCUCCGGCGCUCCUGCUGGAGCCUCUCAGGGGAAAGCAGAAGGGCAGCAUGGCCGAUCGCAACCGUCCAACCCGCCCCAGCCACACGCUCUGGUGCCAUCCUCCCGCCAUGCCCGCCCAGCGCACCAGUCGCAGCACAGACAGCACAGCAGCGGUGGCGGCAGCGCAGCUGCAUCAUCAGGAGGGGGAGCAGGAGCAAGCCUGGUGCCGAUUAUUCUCGUACCCAGCGCUGCCCAAACCCUAAUCAACAUCUUCAACGUGAAGGAGUUUCUGGAGGACGGCAAUUACGUGCCGGCCGAGGAGAAGGCGCGGGCGGCAGGGGGGAAGCGGCCGGAGAUGGUGGUGGUGCAGCGCAAGAUGGGGCGCGAGAAGGCGGUGGCGUACCAUGUGAGGGACCGACCGGAAGGGCUGUCCAAGAGAGACUGGGACCGUGUGGCGGCGGUGUUUGUGCUGGGCAAGGAGUGGCAGUUCAAGGGGUGGCCCUUCAAGGACCACGUCGAGAUCCUCUCCAAAGUGAUGGGUGUGUUCAUGCGCUUUGAGGAUGACAGUGUGGAGUCAGCGGCGACAGUCAAGCAGUGGAAUUGCAACAUCCUCGCUAUAAGCAAGUACAAGCGGCAUCAGGAUCGCACAGCAGCGCUGUCCUUCUGGGACAGGCUCGACAAGUUCCUUGCUGCACGCAAGUCCGUGCUCGUCUACUAGCCUUGCCAAACAAGGCACUGCGUAUGCAGCAGAUUUCAGCUUUCUACUGAAAUGCCCUCCUGGUGAUACCUGUGCCAGGUACGGUGGUUGGUGGCAAGUUAUCGAGCUCACAUGAUCACAUCUAGUUGCUCUAACACAACCAAUGUGUACUUGAUUUGUGCAAAUAAAUACUGUACA